AUGCAAAUGAAUGCCGCUAUAUUGUUUCAGAUUCUGCCUCUAAAAAAGUAUCCCGUACAGCAAAUCAAUGAAACAAGCCGGCAGAUGUGUGCAGCACAUCUGCAGAAGUGUAUCGGUAGAUGUCGCAUUAUAAAGCAACGGCAUCUCUUGGAAGCGAUCCCAGUGGCUAAAGUACAUUAUCAGCUUGGUUCACGAGAGGGAACAUUCUGGAUAUACGGAGUUGAACAUUAUUGCUAUGUACCACAUUAUCCAUCAAAAUGUUCUCUGAUAUGA
Cercopithifilaria johnstoni is the source of this 273-nucleotide messenger RNA. The record is from the annotation of a GenBank genome assembly. NCBI's taxonomy places the organism in Eukaryota, Metazoa, Nematoda, Chromadorea, Rhabditida, Onchocercidae.